Molecule: messenger RNA, 3045 nt
Organism: Saccharomyces eubayanus
Lineage: Eukaryota; Fungi; Ascomycota; Saccharomycetes; Saccharomycetales; Saccharomycetaceae
Gene: KGD1
Product: alpha-ketoglutarate dehydrogenase KGD1
Exons: 1
Coding region: 1-3045 (1014 amino acids)
Biological process (GO): tricarboxylic acid cycle
Cellular component (GO): mitochondrion; oxoglutarate dehydrogenase complex
Molecular function (GO): oxoglutarate dehydrogenase (succinyl-transferring) activity; thiamine pyrophosphate binding
Source: RefSeq, a predicted model, not a curated record
AUGCUAAGAUUAGUGUCUUCGCCAUCAUGCCGGUACACUUCUAGAAGACUGUUAAAAACCUCCAUCCUGAAAAAUGCAUCAACCGUGAGGACCGCUAGAAGAAGAUUGGCUACUACUGGUACAGAUAAUUUUCUAUCGACUUCAAAUGCGACUUAUAUCGAUGAAAUGUACCAAGCUUGGCAAAAGGACCCAUCUUCGGUCCAUGUCUCUUGGAACGCAUAUUUCAAGAACAUGUCAAAUCCGAAGAUACCAGCUGCAAGCGCUUUCCAGGCCCCUCCUAGUAUUACCAACUUUACUCAAGGUACUGAGGCCGCUCCUUUAGGGACCGCAAUGAGUGGUUCUCUGGAUGAAAACGUUUCGAUACAUUUAAAGGUGCAAUUGUUAUGUAGAGCUUAUCAAGUAAGAGGUCAUUUGAAAGCUCAUAUAGAUCCUCUAGGGAUCUCAUUCGGUAGUAAUAAAAGUAAUCCUGUUCCACCAGAGUUAACCCUAGACUACUACGGUUUCAGCAAACAAGAUCUCGAAAAAGAAAUUAAUUUGGGGCCUGGUAUCUUACCAAGAUUUGCCACCGGCGGGAGACCCAAAAUGACUUUGAAAGAAAUCGUUGAUCACUUGGAAAAGCUAUACUGCUCUUCUUAUGGUGUACAAUAUACCCACAUUCCAUCUAAACAAAAGUGUGAAUGGUUAAGAGAGAGAAUUGAAAUCCCUGACCCGUAUCAAUAUACUGUAGACCAAAAGAGACAAAUCUUGGACAGAUUAACUUGGUCCACUUCAUUUGAAUCAUUCUUAUCUACAAAAUUUCCAAAUGAUAAGAGAUUCGGUUUAGAAGGUCUAGAAAGUGUUGUUCCAGGUAUUAAAACUCUGAUUGAUCGUUCUGUUGAAUUAGGAGUGGAGGAUGUUGUUUUAGGUAUGGCUCACCGUGGUAGACUAAACGUCUUAUCCAACGUGGUACGUAAACCAAACGAAUCUAUAUUCUCUGAAUUCAAAGGUUCCAGCGCUCGUGAUGAUAUUGAAGGAUCAGGUGAUGUUAAGUACCACUUGGGUAUGAACUAUCAAAGACCCACCACCUCAGGUAAGUACGUUAACUUAUCCUUGGUGGCUAAUCCAUCCCAUUUAGAAUCUGAAGAUCCGGUUGUUCUUGGUAGAACAAGAGCUUUAUUACACGCAAAGAAUGAUUUGAAAGAAAAGACAAAGGCCCUAGGUGUUUUGCUACACGGUGAUGCUGCGUUUGCGGGUCAAGGUGUUGUUUAUGAAACUAUGGGAUUUUUGACUUUACCAGAAUACUCUACAGGUGGUACCAUUCAUAUUAUCACAAACAACCAAAUCGGGUUUACUACAGAUCCAAGAUUCGCAAGAUCUACUCCAUAUCCGUCAGAUUUAGCCAAGGCCAUAGAUGCUCCAAUUUUCCAUGUUAACGCCAAUGACGUGGAAGCCGUGACAUUUAUUUUCAAUUUAGCCGCAGAAUGGAGGCACAAAUUCCACACUGACGCCAUCAUCGAUAUUGUUGGCUGGAGGAAACAUGGUCACAACGAAACCGAUCAACCUUCAUUCACUCAACCAUUAAUGUAUCAAAAAAUUGCUAAGCAAAAAUCCGUCAUUGAUGUUUACACUGACAAACUAAUCAACGAAGGCUCGUUUUCCAGUAAAGAUAUUGACGAACAUAAGAAAUGGGUAUGGAAUCUUUUCGAAGACGCCUUCGAAAAGGCGAAGGACUACGUUCCAUCCCAAAGAGAAUGGUUAACUGCUGCUUGGGAAGGAUUUAAAUCACCAAAGGAAUUAGCCACUGAAAUAUUACCACAUGAACCAACCAAUAUUCCCGAAAAAACCUUGAAAGAAUUAGGUAAAGUUCUUUCCUCAUGGCCUGAAAACUUCGAAGUUCACAAAAAUUUGAAAAGAAUUUUGAAAAAUAGAGGCAAGUCUAUUGAAACUGGUGAGGGUAUUGAUUGGGCUACUGGUGAAGCUUUAGCAUUUGGAUCUUUGGUCUUGGAAGGCCAAAACGUCAGAGUAUCUGGUGAAGAUGUAGAAAGAGGUACAUUCUCACAACGUCAUGCUGUCUUACAUGACCAAAAGUCUGAAGCCGUCUACACGCCGUUAAGUACUUUGAGUAAUGAAAAGGCCGAUUUCACAAUUGCCAAUUCAUCGUUAUCUGAAUAUGGUGUCAUGGGGUUCGAGUAUGGGUACUCGUUAACUUCUCCAGAUUACCUGGUCAUGUGGGAAGCUCAAUUCGGUGAUUUUGCUAAUACUGCACAAGUCAUCAUCGAUCAAUUUAUUGCCGGUGGUGAACAAAAAUGGAAGCAACGUUCUGGGUUAGUCUUGUCAUUACCUCAUGGUUACGAUGGUCAAGGUCCCGAACAUUCAUCUGGUAGAUUAGAGAGAUUUUUGCAAUUAGCCAAUGAAGAUCCAAGAUAUUUCCCAUCGGAAGAAAAGUUACAAAGACAACAUCAAGACUGUAAUUUCCAAGUCGUGUAUCCAACUACGCCAGCCAACUUAUUUCAUAUUUUAAGAAGACAACAACAUCGUCAGUUCCGUAAGCCUUUGGCGCUAUUCUUCUCUAAGCAAUUGUUACGUCAUCCACUAGCCAGAUCCUCGCUAUCUGAGUUUUCUGAUGGUGGAUUCCAAUGGAUAAUUGAAGAUGUUGAACAUGGUAAGAGCAUUGGCACAAAAGAAGAAACCAAGAGAUUGGUUUUGUUGAGUGGACAAGUUUACACAGCAUUGCAUAAAAGGCGUGAAACUUUAGGCGAUAAAACCACUGCUUUCUUAAAGAUUGAAGAACUACAUCCUUUCCCAUUCGCUCAACUACGUGACUCUUUGAACUCUUAUCCAAACUUGGAAGAAAUCGUUUGGUGCCAGGAAGAGCCAUUGAACAUGGGUUCAUGGGCAUAUACAGAACCAAGGUUACAUACCACACUGAAGGAAACAGAUAACUAUAAAAGUUUCAAGGUUAGAUAUUGUGGUAGAAACCCAAGUGGUGCUGUUGCCGCAGGUAGCAAGGCAUUGCAUGUGGUCGAAGAGGAUAAUUUCUUGAAAGAUGUUUUCCAACAAAGCUGA